This is a messenger RNA of Galendromus occidentalis (western predatory mite), 2315 nucleotides long. RefSeq names its product polyadenylate-binding protein-interacting protein 1. Gene Ontology annotation, biological process: regulation of translational initiation. The transcript has 8 exons. The coding region runs from base 25 to 1401 and encodes 458 amino acids. Gene Ontology annotation, molecular function: translation activator activity. NCBI's taxonomy places the organism in Eukaryota, Metazoa, Arthropoda, Arachnida, Mesostigmata, Phytoseiidae. The record is from RefSeq and is a predicted model, not a curated record.
CAACAAUCUCUCGCCACGACAGCCAUGGAAAGGCAGGGAUUCAGCAAUUUCCAGCGAGGUGGAAGACGAAAUGGUUUCAAUAAUCACCCCAACAAUAGGAAUCCGCAUCACGUCAUGAGGCAUGGACGGCCGAAUAUUUACCAACAGAAUCAUCAACCCCGUCAUCACCACCAACCUCAGGCUCCACCCCAGGCGGGACCACAGUACACGCCGUACCAUUACUACGCGCCCGUCGCAACCGUCCUCUCACCUCCCGCGCCCCCGCCCCAGAUGGCACCCACCAACAUGGGCCCGCAGUACACCCUGUCCCCAAAUGCUCAAGAAUUCAUACCAAGCUCUUUCAUGACGAUGCGAGAUCCCCAGUACAUGCCCCUCCACGGAGGGCAUCAGAGUCAUCAGCCUCAGAUGCAGUACCACGCCGAGGCCGCGGGUUCCAACUCCGCGGAUUCCUAUGACGAUCCGUACUCGUAUUUCAGCAAGUCCUACGACGAAGAUGACGAUGCUUUGCUGCAAACGCAGAUGUUCAUAACUGAUGUCACGCUCUCACCAGAGUUGUACACAGCGAAGGCGAACGAUCUCCUCAAAAUCAUAUUCGAAGACAUCUGCGAGCGCAAGAACCCGCCAACGGCGGUUGUUGCGACCAUAUUCCAGGCGGGUGUUCUACAACAAAACUUCCGCUAUUCGGGUGCGCGCCUGUGCAACGUCGCCGCAUCGGUCGUAAUCACGAUGGAUGGCCAGGCUGCAUUCCGAGAUUGCCUAAUCGAACACAUGUACGAGAGCUUAGCGAAGGUCAAGCCCGUUGUCGGUGACAAGGAGCAAGACAAAGAGACCCGUGGAACAGUGCUAUUCUGCGCAGAGCUGUUCUUCCAAUUGGAUCUCGGCUAUAGACUCGAUACCUCGGAGACGCACCCGGACAUGGGCGUUUUCCUGUGCCGCACCAUCAAACAGUUGAUCUUAUGUAACGAGAAAGAGAACCAGAAGAGUGGGAUUCAGGCUCUGAAGCUCUGCGGUGCCAACCUGGAAAAGCUGUGCGGGAACACCGACGCGAUGGACGAUCUGAUGAUGCAGUGCAAGACUCUCGAGGAACAAGAAGGCGUGAAUUCGACCAUUCAGUUCAUGCUGGCGAGACUCCCACAACUCCGUAAAACAAACUGGAAUCGCGUGGAGGAAGUUCGUGAUCAAGCUCCCUGUGUGGGUCCUGAUGACUACACCCAAAUGCCAGUCAUGUACGGCCCGGAUGGUCAACCGAUGAGCGAAGAGGAGCUGGGCUUCUUGAACGGCUCCAACCAGAUUCCCCCCGCGGAAUUCGGUGAAGCCCCGCCAGUCGCCACCGCUGCCGGGAUGGACGAUGAAGCGAUGGAGGCAUACGAACAAUUCCUCCGAGAAACAGGACAAAAAUAAUCGUGGGAAAAGUAGACAGAAGCGUGUCGGGCAACACUCUCGCCAUGGCGAGCGAGCGGGGCGGUGCUCAUCCACAUUCGCCGGUCCACCUUGUACAAACUGCAACACAGAAAGUCAAAUCUCUGUGUUAAGCACCAAUACUUUUAUCCCUUCAUCCUCCGCCUCAAGGCAAGAAAAACGGCCGCGAACGCUCCCGUAACGAGAGUGUUCCCCCAACGCUGUUCGUGACACUCCAUGGCGAUGUUUUUUUGUGAAAGGACUUCAAUAUCUCUCCUCCGUUAUCAACCUGAGCAAAAUGCAACAACAUGUGAUUGAUGUUGUAUCAUAAACCUAUAGAUAAGUAACAUAAACGAGUUGACAGCAUGCGGGUUUGUGGGACAUGUAUUUUCAAGCCCUCACAGGCCCGCCUCUCUAGAGAAUCUUUGUCGUCUGACCCUCUAACGAGUACAUAGUACUUUACAAGCGAAACCUGGCGUUGAGGACGACAAACAUGAGAUGCAUUCGCGAAGAUGGCCCGUGGAGAUUGUUUAGUGUUGUUUGAAAAUCAUAUUACGAGCUGCUACCUCGGCAAUGGCACUGCUAGUCUCACGUCGACGACGGAAUCGUUUGUGGCGACCGAACUAUGUAGUCUCGAAAAAGAUUUUCCGAGACUAACAUACUGCGAAAGCGAGAUGUCGCUGGCGCUGCAACAUAUCAUGUCAAAGUCUCGGUGGAUGCGUUCAACUGCACUAAAUGAAUAUUAAAUCCGUCCGCAUUUCGGCAAGCGUCGCGAGACUGUUGUUCUCCACUCGACAGGAAGCAUCUCGAGAGCAGCUUGCUCCCGUAGAAGGCCAAACUGACCGGCUGGCUUCGCUUAUGUAUUUACUGUGUAUAGGUAGCCAGCGCGAAGCACCCGCUAAAUAAAGCCUUGUUUU